Molecule: messenger RNA, 736 nt
Organism: Magallana angulata
Lineage: Eukaryota; Metazoa; Mollusca; Bivalvia; Ostreida; Ostreidae
Exons: 6
Source: RefSeq, a predicted model, not a curated record
UGCAAUAUACAUCUCACAAUGGCGAUGGAUCAGCUACUGGUGCUCCUUGUGAGCUUUGUGUACGUCGUUCACGCCUGCGGCCCUGACCCUAGGCACGAUCAGUCGGUCUACUGUAACUCCCAGUAUGUUUUUACUGGAAUCUUGACCCAAUUUGACAAAUCAGCGGAGGAGUCCACGUAUCGGAUGUUUGUGACGUCAAACUUGAAGGGACAGAUAACAAGUUCACUGAGACAGAACGUCAAUGUUUACAGCUUUGGAUACAUGUAUUCAUGCGCACCACCCACAGUAACUCUGAAUCAGGAAUAUUUGAUAUACGCAAACAAAGAUCCGUGGACAAAUCAACCAAGGAUUAAGGCCCUACAUUCAGUGGACCAAACCAAGCGUCUCCGUAACUACGACUGCUACUGUAAGAUUGACUUAAAACUGCCAAGAUCCGCACCAGUCAUCAAUAAUGUACCAAAGAAUAGCAAAUGCGAGUUGACUGGUGUCACUGACACAUGCGCAGUCAGGAAUGGCUACUGUGGACGGGAUUGGUCGAGGCUCGGACAGGGCGCCUGUAAAUGGUUCACCUCUACCUGUUCCUAAACGUUCCUGUCAGCUUAAGAAGUGACUGCGUCGACCACUACAUGGACUGGGCGAAAAAACUAACGAAUUUUGUUUUCUUUCAAAAUUUAAUGUCAAUACACACAUCGCAGAAUCAAUGUAUUUAUCAAACAAUAAAUAAUUUAACCUCAUG